Andrographis paniculata is the source of this 946-nucleotide messenger RNA. RefSeq lists its product as uncharacterized. NCBI's taxonomy places the organism in Eukaryota, Viridiplantae, Streptophyta, Magnoliopsida, Lamiales, Acanthaceae. The transcript has 3 exons. The record is from RefSeq and is a predicted model, not a curated record. The coding region runs from base 407 to 769 and encodes 120 amino acids.
ACCCAAAACGUGAUGAGAUCUCAUGGCACAAAUGAAAUGUAGGAAAGAUAAGAAACAGAGAGAAAUUAGGAGAGACUGACUAAGCUCACUCCACAACUGAUCUCAUUUCUCCCUCUUCAUCCUCUCAUUAACUUUUUUUUUUUAAUUUAAUCUUCCCAUUCAUCGAUCUAUCUAUCUCUCACUCUUCUGCCUGCCUCUCUGCUAUUGUCAUUCUCAUGAUAUUUUCAUACACUACAAUAUACAUACCUACAUACAGUGCACUGUGCAUAUAAUAAUAUGGCUAUGCAAAACAAAUAAAGGAAGAAGCUCCGAUCUAUCGUAGGCAACCGGCUGCGAGGCGAGUUAGGGCUUUUUCUAUUUUGUGUGUUUGUUAUAUUAAUUAAUUUGAUUGGAAAUCGAAAACAAAAUGCAUCACCUGGAUGUGAAGAAUAGCGUGAAAUCGGAGAAUGUGGAUGCAAAUCCUCCGGUGUGCCCGAAGCCCCGUCGCCUGAGAUCCACCUCGCCGUCGCUGCAGUUCCUUGAGCAUUCCCUCCUUCGCACCAAUCACCAGCAAACAAAUUGUGAUGGAAGGAGAGGCAUUCUCAACACUAUUGACGACAAGGUGAGAACGGAUUUGGAAACAGAGUUAGGCGGGGGCGGCGGAUGGUGGUGCGAAUCUUCUUCUCCGCCGAGAAGAUGCGAGAAUCCUCUAGUCCACGACAAUCACUUUCUCCAAAUACGUCGCCACACCUACACGGAUGUCUUCCCGUCGUACAAAACAUCGGCCUAGGGCUAGGCUAGAUCACUAUCAUCUCGUACAUAUGUUACAAAUUUGGUGUAAUUCUUCGAUUAUCGUCAUGCACCGGGUUUAGCUCGAAGGAAAGGAAACCCUAAUUAGGGUUUAUAAUAUCGUAUCAUAUGUAUGUGUUCAGUGAGUUUUUUAAGCGCAUACAAGACAACGUAACUG